Molecule: messenger RNA, 1212 nt
Organism: Neltuma alba
Lineage: Eukaryota; Viridiplantae; Streptophyta; Magnoliopsida; Fabales; Fabaceae
Product: bZIP transcription factor 11-like
Exons: 1
Coding region: 602-1060 (152 amino acids)
Biological process (GO): positive regulation of DNA-templated transcription
Cellular component (GO): nucleus
Molecular function (GO): DNA-binding transcription factor activity; transcription cis-regulatory region binding
Source: RefSeq, a predicted model, not a curated record
UUUCUUUCUCAUCUCUAUCUCUCAGAUUUCUGGUCAAUCCAUCUCUAUCUUCUUCCUUCUCUUUACCCUAUUUCUCAGCCCAUAGUCUCUUCUAAUUCUAUCUUCUCUCUAAGAAUCUCUUCCCUGUUUAUAUAACUCCUUCGGUUCUUCAUCUUCUUCCAUCUUCUUCUUCUUCUUCUUCUCCAGGCCUUAUUACCUUCAAUAAUAUAAUCCUUCUUCUUGAUCUUGAUUAUGCAGUUACGGUUAUUGAUGCUUGAGACAAUCGAUUCAAGCUUGUCAAUAUGUCUGCAGUAAUCUGCGAAAUCCUCAUGAUAAACUCCUCUCUCUCUCGCAGGAUCCACUUGGUUCAAUCUUUCUCCGUUGUUUUCCUCUACUGGUUCUACGUUUUCUCACGAUAAUCUUCUGCAAAAUCCCCCAUCUUCUUAAUUUCUCCCUCCCUUUACUUUCAUCAUCUGAAGGCAAUCCAUCAACCCAGUAAUUGAUUUUUGUAGGACUUAUAUAUAUAUAUAUUGUAUCUCUUUCUGUCUCUCUCUGUUAUAGAUCUGCAUCAUUCAAGUUCAUCGAAACCCUAGUUAUUGCACGGACAUAAUCAUAAUCAUCAAUGGCUUCUUCUCCUGGUGGUGGUGCUUCUUCUGCAACUUCAUCUGAUCAUCAUCAUCAAGAAGAUGUGAUGGACCAGAAGAAGAGGAAGAGAAUGAUAUCGAACCGCGAGUCGGCGCGGCGAUCGAGGAUGAAGAAGAAACAGCAGCAUCUGGACGAUCUGGUGAGGCAGGUUGGUGAGCUGAGGAAGGAGAAUGAAGAGAUUAUGAAGAACUUGAGCUUAACCAGCCAACUUCAUAUGAACAUGGAAGCAGAGAAUGCAAUCUUGAGGACCCAAAUGGCUGAGUUAACAAACAGAUUGGAAUCUCUUAAUGAGAUCAUAAGUUAUAUAAACUCAUCAAGCAGUUAUGUGUUCAAUAAUGAUGAUGAGACUGAGAUGAUCUCUGAUUGUGGCCUCUUCAACAAUUGGAACCAACCUAUCAUGGCUGCCGGUGGAAAUAAUAAUAUGAUGUAUUAUUGAUUAAUUAAGUAAGGUGUGUAAGGAUGAUUAUUAGGGUUUUUAAUUUAUUGUAAGAUUCUCUGAACUUGAAGAGAGAGAUAAUAAGAUUUGAUUUGCUUGUCCUUACAAUUUUAUUUGAUUGUUAAUCAUCUUUUUCUGGCUCUUUUUCUCAA